Molecule: messenger RNA, 856 nt
Organism: Ostrea edulis (European flat oyster)
Lineage: Eukaryota; Metazoa; Mollusca; Bivalvia; Ostreida; Ostreidae
Product: coadhesin-like
Exons: 6
Coding region: 56-805 (249 amino acids)
Source: RefSeq, a predicted model, not a curated record
CGAUAGGCCUGUAUGUUGUGGAGUUGGAUGCAACUGUGAUCAGCGUCAUCCUUUAAUGCCAGACAGAACAGUUUGCCUCUGUCCUGUACACUCUUCGCCAUCGGGGUCUCAACUUUUAGAAUGGGGUGCAUGGUCAGAAUGUAGCGCCACUUGUGAGAGUAACGGUACUCGAUACAGAAGAAGGUCCUGUGUAGGCUGCUGUAACAAUGUGCCAACAGAGACAGAAAUUUGUGGAUUACAGGCCUGUCCAGUACAUGGUUCAUGGGCUACAUGGGGACAAUACAGUACUUGUGACAAAUCGUGUGGAGGUGGAUGGAAAAUAAGAUACAGGAAAUGUAAUAAUCCUUCUCCUUCUAAUGGUGGUGAACCUUGUUAUGGGGAUUCCGUACAACCCACAAAAUGUGCAGUUACCAACUGCCCAGUUGACGGUGGUUGGUCCGCAUGGUCAGCAUACAGCAUGUGCAGUGAAACUUGUGGCCAAGGAGUCCAGAUAAAGUUGCGCACCUGCACCAAUCCAAUCCCGCGUUAUGGAGGAAAUGGCUGUGUAGGAUCGACCAACGCUACCAGAUCAUGUCAACUUCGGGAAUGUUCAGUAAACGGAUCUUGGGGGCACUGGAGCCACUUCCGUCCAUGUGACAUGUCAUGUGGUGGAGGAUUACAAAUGAGGCUGAGGAAAUGUGAUAACCCUGCGCCAUUGCAUGGUGGACUUCCGUGUCCUGGUCAAGUUAUCCAAACGAAGGCGUGUAACACUCAGCCAUGUCCAGACCAAAUGAAGAGUUCCCUAUCACCAAAUGUGAUCGGAUAAUAUGAGGAUUCAAUUGUACGCUACACUACCAUGAAUUAGAUAUAUAUUAAA